This is a messenger RNA of Cajanus cajan (pigeon pea), 1323 nucleotides long. Lineage: Eukaryota; Viridiplantae; Streptophyta; Magnoliopsida; Fabales; Fabaceae. The record is from RefSeq and is a predicted model, not a curated record.
AUGCGGCAGCAACACGCGGUCGGCCUGGAAAACAUCCAUACCCGACACGAAGCCGACCUAACAGCUUUACGUGCUGAGAACAAGCGCAUUCGCGCCCAGCUUCCUUGGUGCCCCUCUGAUCAGCCCCCUCAACCAAGCAAUCAAAACGAGGAAGAGGGGCAUUCGGUUUCUCAACCACCGACUGCACCCAGGGCGGCGACCCAUAGGUCUACUAUAUACAGGUCACACGUACCAACAAACAGGUCAAACCAUGAAGUCAGCAAUGCCCCUGCCCAGGCACCAGGGUACAGGGCGAGCAUCCGCCGCCAUCCUUUUGUCGACGACAUCAUGGAGACGCCCUUCCUUUUGGAUGGAAGGUUUUUUUUGACCUCGCUCAAGGGAUUGGCGCUCACCUGGUAUACUCAAUUGCUAGCGGGAUCGGUCGAUAACUUCGACACUCUGGUUACACGAUUCACGACACAUUAUGCGACAAGUCGACCUCAUCACAUCAUGCUCGCCGCCUUGGCCAGUCUCAGACAGGGCAACGACGAACCACUGAGGGCGUUCAUGGAGCGCUUUGCUAGCAUCUCGGUCAAGAUCCGCAACCUAAAUCCCGAGGUCACCCUUCACGCCAUGCUCAUGGCGCUCAAGCCAAGACCUUUCGUCGACAACCUGUGGUACAUUCAGAUAAAGGAACACACCGCUUUUCACGACCAAGUUCGUGGAAAAUCACAGGCAAAGCCGGACCACGAUCACAAGGAUAAGGUGAAAGUCACCAAUGAUAGCCAGUUCAAGAAGGCUGCUAGGGCAAACAAAGGAGGGAGUUACAACAGCGCGGACAAGUCCAAGCAUUGUCGAUACCAUAGAAACUAUGGUCUCACAACCGAGGAGUGUUGCACGUUCAGAGACCGUAUUGAGGAACUCGUCCAAGGAGGGCAUCUCGGACAAGCGGUGCAGGCCGAGGUAAAUCAGGAUAUAGGGUCGGCUCCCUUGCAAGGAGUCAUCAACACAAUUACAAGUGGCUUCGCAGGGGGAGGCUCUAGUAGCUCGGCACGCAAAAGGCACUUGCAGAGCAUCAACAAUGUCCACACUGACACCUCGGCCCCGCACCGCAAUACUCCAGCCAUCACCUUCAUAGACGAUGACUACACCGACGUUUGUCCAAACCAGGACGACCCUAUGGUCAUCGCUGUGGAAGUAGCAAAUUGGGAGGUCCACAAGGCACUGAUAGACCAGGGAAGCUCAAUUGAUGUCCUAUACUGGCCGACGUUCCUAAGAUUAGAUAUUCCUUACUCCCUCAUUCAACCUCACACAGAACCCCUAGUCAAUUUUACAGGAGAGUGA